AUGGCUCUCUACCCAUUCAUCACUCUCUUGCUUCUUCUCUCGUCAGUCCCGCCAAAUGACGGCGUAUUUUUGUGUUUCUUACGCAAAGACACGGGUGGAGGUUUUACUGAUCACCUCUACAGAGCUCUGAUUCGAUCAGGAAUCGACACUUUCAAAUACGAAAAGGGAAUUCGAAGAGGAGAAAACAUGAAAUUAGCAAUAGACAGGGCAAUAAAUAAAUCAAAAAUAUCCGUGAUUGUGUUCUCCAAGAACUAUGCUUCUUCAACAAGGUGCCUCAAUGAGCUUGUGACUAUCAUGGAACGUAGGAGAACUGCUGGACAUGUUGCAAUUCCCAUUUUUUACAAAGUGGACCCAGCCGAAGUCGAAGAGCAGACAAAGAUAUAUGGCGAAGCAUUUGCUGAACACGAAGAGCGAUUCAAGGAGGAGAUGGAUAAAGUGGAGCGAUGGAGGGCAACCCUUAAAGAAGCAGCAAGCCUUGCAGGGAAGGUUUUACAUCACAGGUUGUGUGAGGUAAAAUUUAUUGCAGAAAUAGUUGAACUUGUUCGAACUAAACUGAAAAAUGUUGUGGAAGUUGUUGAAAAAGAACAGAACGAUACAGUUAGGAACGAUGCUCCAAAUUUUAUUUGGGAUAGAUUCUUGGUUAUCAAACUCGGGGGUUUCUUGCUAUUCAUUGUUCUAUCGAUGGUCUUUAUUUCCAGAGUUUCUCUGUUUGGAAGAACAGACUAUGCAUUCGUGAGCAUUGGAGGGACAGACACGGAAGAAUUUACUUCUGAUCUCGAUGAGGCUUUACGUCAAUCAGGAAUUCACACUUACAGAGACCAUACUAGAAUUAAGAGAGGGGAAGAUACUUGGUUAAGAAUCCGAAAUGCAAUUUACAUUUCAAAAUUAUCAAUAAUAGUGUUUUCUAAGAAAUACCCUGCUUCAAAAUGGUGCCUGGAUGAGCUUUUAGUGAUCAUGGAACGUAAGAGAAAUGAUGAUGGGUACGUUGUGGUGCCAAUUUUUUAUGAUGUGGAUCCAUCGGAAGUUCAGAAGCAGACAGGGGCAUACAGGCAUGCAUUUGCUAAGCAUGAAAACUACUUCAAGGCACGUUUAGUGAAGGACUGGAGGACAGCUCUUGAACAAGCUGCAGACCAGAGCAAAAAUCAUCAAUCUUUACAAGACAGGCUCAGAGAUGCUGCAGAAGAUUGUGGAGAGUUUGAUCGGCAAGCGGAGAACGACAACCAAACGCUUGAGAAGCGAAAAGAAAGGAAGGAGGGAGGAAAAUUGCGAUCUUUGAGCAAGCAAAGCAAUGGAGUAGUAUGA
Molecule: messenger RNA, 1302 nt
Organism: Dovyalis caffra
Lineage: Eukaryota; Viridiplantae; Streptophyta; Magnoliopsida; Malpighiales; Salicaceae
Source: the annotation of a GenBank genome assembly